Molecule: messenger RNA, 3533 nt
Organism: Salvia splendens (bonfire salvia)
Lineage: Eukaryota; Viridiplantae; Streptophyta; Magnoliopsida; Lamiales; Lamiaceae
Product: CCR4-NOT transcription complex subunit 10
Exons: 6
Coding region: 239-2698 (819 amino acids)
Biological process (GO): mRNA catabolic process; negative regulation of translation
Cellular component (GO): CCR4-NOT complex
Molecular function (GO): protein binding
Source: RefSeq, a predicted model, not a curated record
UACCAUCAUCACUUACAUGUUAUAAGAUGAUUAGGAAUGAUGGAGUAGGAGAUAUGCUAUGCGUACAUGGUUGUUUAUGUAUAUCUUCAUCUUUCAUAGCUUCCUGAAGCCUUCAUUUAUCGUUAGGGUUUAGUCAUUUCUAACUCCGAUUCAUUUCGUGUUGAAAUUCGAAUUCGCAUGCGAGUUCUACAGUAGCUGACACUGAGGGUUAGGGUUUCGUUCAUCGAUCUGCGUGCCAAUGGAUUCCCCCUCUUCGUCAGUGACAUUGAAUACUAGAGACGGAUCACCGUCCACAGAGGGUCUUGCUAAGGAGGCUGCCGUGCUCUUUCAGAGUGGGAUGUUCGCGGACUGUUUGAGAGUUUUGAAUCAGUUACUGCAGAAGGAGGAUGAUCCAAAGAUGCGUCAUAAUAUUGCCAUUGCUGAGAGCUUACAAGGUGGAUGUUCAGAUCCUAGAAGGCUUAUUAAAGCACUGGAAAAAAUCAAGGAACAAAGUGAAGAACUUGCAUGUGCAUCUGGAGAACACUUAGAGGUUUCCAGCAACAAUGGAGGCGAACAGACUUCCAGCAUCAAGGGAAAUAGUGCUCCCCGACAUCUUAUUUCAUCUAUUGUGCGCAGUUAUGAAUUUGAUAUCUCAGUGGCAACUUACAACAUAGCAGUCAUCUGGUACCAUCUUCAUGAAUUUGCAAGAUCAUUCUCAUAUUUGGACACUUUGUAUCAGACCAUUGAACCUAUUCGUGAGGGGACAGCUCUGUGUAUAUGCCUUUUGCUGCUAGACGUCGCAUUACUUUCUCAUAAUGCAUCAAGAUCUGCCGAUGUGAUAAGCUACAUGGAGAAGGUUUAUGUUAGCAGUGUGGGCAAUCAAGUAGAUAAUGGAUCCUUGGCACACCAACAACCUCUAUUAGUUUCAAAAUCUACAUCAUUUUCCAACAAUUCGACCCUUCAAGAUGGUUCUCACCCUGAUUCUACUUCAGAUAAUUCCUUAACUAGAACAUUAUCGGAGGAAGCACUUGAAGAUGAACAUUUGCGGUUACUAUCUUCUCUUGACAUAAGUGGACAAAAUCUUCAAAGACCUGGCAUUGUCUCUGCUAAUGAUCUUCAAAGAAUCCAACCAGAGGGUUUGAUAUCAACUGCUGAUUUAAAGCUUAAGUUACAUCUUUACAAGGUUCGCUUUCUGCUUCUCACCAGGAACCUGAAAGCAGCCAAGCGUGAGGUGAAGAUAGCUAUGAAUCUGAUUCGUGGCAAAGAUUAUCCCCUGGCUCUCUACCUAAAGUCACAACUUGAAUAUGUUUGUGGAAACCACCGCAAAGCAAUUAAGCUUUUGAUGGCAUCAACUAACAGCAUUGAGAUGGAAUUCUCUAGCAUGUACUACAAUGAUCUUGGCUGCAUCUAUUAUCGGCUUGGUAAGCAUCAUACAUCAGGAGUAUUUUUUUCCAAAGCCUUAAGUAGUAGCUCAGCUGCACGGAAAGAGAAGCCUCCAAAACUUUUAACUUUGUCUCAGGAUAAAUCCCUCCUGAUUAUGUAUAAUUGUGGUGUUCAAUCAUUAGCCCGUGGCAGACCCUUUCAUGCAGCUCGCUGCUUUCAAAAGGCCAGCCUUAUCUUUUAUAACAGACCUCUUCUAUGGUUAAGAAUGGCUGAGUGCUGUUUGAUGGCCCUAGAUAAGGGAUUAAUAAAAUCAUCAGCAGCAUUUGCGGUUUCUGAGAUCGAAGCCAAUGUCAUUGGCAGGGGGAAAUGGAGACAGCUUGCUCUAAGAUAUGGUUCAUCCAAUGGUCAGGGAAGAUAUGUUGGAAUGGAAAGUUCAAUUACAUUUGAUGGAAAACAUCCUGAUAUCUCGAUGUCUCUUGCCCGGCAGGCCCUUGUAAAUGCUUUGUUCUUAUUAGACUCUGACACAAACUAUUUCAGGGCUGCCAAGGCCCCCGGUUCUGAGGAAAAUGAGUCGGGAGAAGCACCACUAUUGCCGAGUUCAAAUGUCAAGAAUGCCACUGGUGGUGAUCCCAAAGCACCUACUGUAGCUUCUAGCUCAAGUCCAGCUAAUGCCAAUGGUAAAGUAAAAGAACACACGGGCGGAAAAAUUCUGGGUGGCACGUUGGAUAACUCCAUUCUUGAUUACGAACGUAUUCUCUUGAAGGAGAACCUGAUGAUAAGACAAGCCGUGCUUGCUGAUUUAGCAUUUGUUGAGUUGGCACUAGGAGAUCCCUCAAAAGCUCUUUCAACAGCAAGGUCCCUACUAAAACUUCCUGACUGCUCAAAGAUGUACAUAUUUUUAGGCACAGUGUAUGCUGCAGAGGCGUUAUGCCUGUUAAAUAGGCCAAAGGAAGCUGCUGAGCAUUUGGCGAUGUACAUGCCCGACAGUAACAAUAUUAAGCUUCCAUACUCCCAAGACGACUGUGAGAAGUGGACAGUGGAAAAAGUGGCUGACACUGAUGAGUCACAUGGUGGCACAAUAGGAGAUGAAUCCCUAGCCUUAGUGUUUUCCAGCCCUGAGGAAGCUAGGGGGCUGUUCUGUGCAAAUUUUGCUGCCCACUUUGCACUGCAGGGAGACUUAGAGCAGGCUGAACGAUUUCUAACCAACGCAUUUUCUGAUAUACCGAAUAGUUCCCAAGCUAUUCUUACUGCUAUUUAUGUUGAUAUAAAGCAUGGUAAAACUCAAGACGCUCUUGCCAAGUUGAGACAUCACAGAGGAAUCAGAUUUCAUAACUGACGUUGAACGGAAGCUGUUGAUUGGUUGUUGAAGCCCCCCGCCUUCCUCCUCCUCAGGGUUAAUUAGCAGGUAGGUUUGACAAUCCUUGGAAAAGGGAUUUGUAACAUAUAUAUACAAUCCUAUAACUAAUCUUAAGUGUAUAACUAGAGAACAAAUCUCAGCCACACAUCUUAAUGGAACAAAUAUUAUUUAUUUUAAUAAUACAAAAUAGGCCAAGGGUAUUUUUGGAAGGUACAUUAUCAAAUUUAAAUCAGCGAUCAAAUUACGUGAUUUGAUCCCAACGGAGAGGAGUGGGGAUUCCGGCGGUCAGCUCUGCCCCAGCGGUCACAGAUUAGAGAGCGGAGGUGGUGGAGCGAGACGGCGUUAGCAGAGUGGACGUAGCUGUCGCAAUUGAGGCACAGGGCGGCGCCGUCGGACUUGCAGUAAACCAUCGCCAUGAGUCGAGGCUGAAGGAGAGUAUUUCGAAUCUGGAGAAGGCGUUGGCUGAGGAGAGGGCUGCUAGCAUGGAGGUGCAAUUGAAGUCGUUGGCAGAUAUGGCAAAGGCAGAGCAUGAGUUGAACGAAUUGAGGGAGCGACUGAGCCAAGCUUCUCAUCGCAACUGGGAGCUUCAAGAACAGAUCAAUCGUUCAAUCAACACUGGAGGAUGGACCUUAAAUGAAUUGAAUUAUUGCUGUUCAAUUCAAUGUAACAUGUAAAAUCGAGAAACAUUGAAAGAUUGGUUGUUGAGAAUAUAUCAGUAGUUGGGUACUUGGGUUUAUUGACAUAUUAGGUUAAACACAACAUUUUGAUGAUAGUAAUUAAUAAGUAUAAACCUUUCCAAUGUGUUUUUGGAUUA